ACCGCUAUACCACACCAUACCACGUGGGGGCGGUAUAGUGCCUAACAGCUAAUGGCCAAUCGUCUUCAAACACACGAAGAAGAGAGGAAGCGGAGGGAGAGGGUGGAAACAGCUACCCCACACUUGACUUCAUUGAAUGAGAUUCAACAUCAAUUAGCGUUUGUUUUGGGUCAGUGUUCUGCACACAGAAUACGCUCACAUUCUGUUAGAAGAACGCGGAUAGAGAUUUUUACACCCCUACAGAUCAAGGACUGUGUUUGUUUGUAGGUGACGAGCUGGCGCAGGUUGUGGGUUUUUCUUGGAUAAUGCGAGACAGUGGUGGUAGCCUAGCCCAGAACCGCUGGCAGAGAGACCUGGGUCUGACCGCUGUGGGGCAGAACGACACAGGAGGAGGUGGGAUUCCAGCGGACCGCCUCAUAGUCCCAGUGUCAGAUCACAGUGUAUCCACCCCCAUGCACCUGAGACUGGAACAUAAAGAAAAGGUGUGGACGGGUGAAUAUGUAGUGGAUGAGGAAGAUGGCAUAGGUGGGACUGAAGCUGUAGGUGACGAUGAAGUUAAUAACUUUGAUGGGGAAGACAUGGGUAAGUUUGACAGCAAGAGUUUGGAAAACAACGAGGAUGAAGAUGUUGAAGAGGAUGGAGACCAGGAGGUGGAGGAGUGGGGAAUCUCAGAUUUUUCUUCCCAGUCUUCCGAGCACCUUCAUUCACAGCAGCACGAUCAUCAGAGACCAGAACAGAAGGCUGAAGAGAUCGGCGAGGCCCCCGUAGCUCACGCACUAAGCCAGGCUGAAGCGGGAGACUUGUUUAGGUCCCGCCUAAGCAAGUACAGGGCUCUGAGAAGACUCGGGCGCUUGCAGCGUUUGCGAUGCCGUGGAGGUCUUGGAUUUCGGCUCUCUCAGCACUGGAAGAGCUGGCGCCAGCAGGCCCGGUGGAUGUGCUCCGUAAGACACAGGUGGAGCCACAAAGGGCAAAGGAACACUCAAAGAGAACAGAGGAGACUGAAACGGUAUGAGGGCCCCCCGUACGGGCACGAGGAGUAUGACGGCAGUGAUGACGGGCACACAGAGUCUGACAGAGAUCAGCAAAUAAACGGCUCCUCCUCAGGAAAGCAGGAGGACCGAGUGACCCUGGAGGCAGAGGUCAGGCCGGCAGAGCUGGCUCUUACUGAAGAACACACAAGUUGUGUGAAUGGUAUUCUGGAAGAGUCGCUACGGCAGUAUGGCAGUUUGAUCCCCAUCCACGUGGAUGAUGUUGUGGAGAAACUUCAGGACAUCUUCAAUGAAAACUUCUCACACCCACACAGAAAAGCAGUGGUCCAACAUCUAAUACACUCCUUCCACCGCUCAUCAGGAUCUGUUGUAGCUAAAACCUUCAGAGUCAACUACAAGCGGCAUGUUCUGACCAUGGACGACCUGGGCACUCUGUACGGACAGAACUGGCUCAAUGACCAGGUGAUGAACAUGUACGGUGAGCUGGUCAUGGACUCUGUGCCAAAGAAGGUCCAUUUUUUCAACAGCUUCUUUUACGAUAAGCUAAGGACAAAAGGCUACGAAGGAGUCAAACGGUGGACAAAAAAUGUCGACAUCUUUCAGAAGGAUCUGUUGUUGAUCCCCAUCCAUCUUGAGGUCCACUGGUCGCUGGUCAGUGUUGACAUUCCUCGUCGAGCCAUCACCUACUUUGACUCUCAGAGGACUUUGAACAGGCGUUGCCCAAAGCACAUUUACAAAUACCUGCAAGCUGAAGCCAUCAAAAAAGACCAGCAAGACUUCCUGACAGGAUGGACCGGCUUUUUCAAAAUGAAUGUGGGCCGCCAGAACAAUGACAGUGACUGUGGGGCUUUUGUGUUACAGUACUGCAAGUGUCUGGCACUCGGGCAGCAGUUCAACUUUGGGCAGCAAGACAUGCCCCGCCUCAGAAGACAGAUGUACAAAGAACUGUGUCACUGCAAGCUUAUGGUGUGACCCUUCAUUUCCAUCGUUUGUGGCCAGCUACACCUGCUCCGUCCCUGAAGUCUAACAGGAUGGAGGGACAGUGUUAAAACAAGAGGAAAAUGGGAGCAAGUGACUGGGGGAAAAUAAACAUUACAAACCUAACUUUUUCUCUUCCACCAUGCAGAGAAAUUCUUCUAGAUGCGAACAUUGUUUGACUUUAUUUUUUCAGGUUCUGCUUCCCUCGGUUUGUUUGAAAAACACUGAUUUAAAUAUCUGUCAUAGUUCUUUGUGGUUGUGAGAGGCCAAGACUAGCUGUCUUAUUUUGGGGAUGUGCUAGUUAUCCGUGUAAAGAUAGUCCACUAGUUUUCUGGUUGGAGAGGGAGCACUGAGGUACGGAAAAGCCUGCGUCCAGGAGGUCUGAAGGGAAGUCCCACAGUGGAGUGUGUUUAGAGGGCUGCAGUGACUUUUCCAUCCAGCCAGUCAUUACUUGACAUCUUUGCAAAUGAAACGUACCCCAUGCAAUGGCCACCGUUGUGGACGAGCUGUUCAGCACAAAAUGUUUGCCAGUGUAUUACAGUGUGAAACUUCCAUGUACAAUAUUUUUAACCGUUUCCUGCGGUCUGCUCAGCUGGAGUUUAGUGGGAAUCCAUGGUUAUGUUGGCAGGUAAAACUUUUUUCUGGUGAAUCUCAGGGAAAGUUGGAUUUCUGCAGCAUCCAUGAGUCCCGCCUCAUGCUGGCCCACACAGUAGAAACUUUCCCCCUCGAUCGCUUUCAAGUCAUAAACCUUGAAAGCGAUUGAACUGAAAUGGCUCAAAGAAGUAUAUUUACAAUGCAUUUAAUUUUUAAUGUGUUUCAAUCUGUCAGUAAUUGUGGUAACAUGUUUGAGUUUCAUAAAAGAUCAAGAAAAAAGACGAUUUGUUUUUUUUUUCUUGUUAUUUUUUUUGUUUUUGUUUAGAUUUUCUGGUUAGUAUAAAAGCCAUUUUGUUGAGGACCACAAAUACACACCAGGCAUCUGUCCACAGUGGAGAUACAGUGCUCUCUUAUUCUUUUUAUAACAAAAGAAAACUUGUGAAUAGUUGUUUUUGGCUUUGCUUUUUUUUUUUCCAAGAAGGAGCUGAUGCAAGAGAGCUGUUUUAUAUAUCUUCUACAAUACGUUAUGACUGCUAAAAAUAAAAAUAUGUGGCAAACGUG
Pundamilia nyererei is the source of this 3122-nucleotide messenger RNA. RefSeq names its product SUMO specific peptidase 3b (gene senp3b). NCBI's taxonomy places the organism in Eukaryota, Metazoa, Chordata, Actinopteri, Cichliformes, Cichlidae. Gene Ontology annotation, biological process: protein desumoylation; proteolysis. Gene Ontology annotation, molecular function: deSUMOylase activity. The coding region runs from base 306 to 1961 and encodes 551 amino acids. The record is from RefSeq and is a predicted model, not a curated record. The transcript is spliced from 12 exons. Gene Ontology annotation, cellular component: nucleus.